This is a messenger RNA of Oikopleura dioica, 219 nucleotides long. NCBI's taxonomy places the organism in Eukaryota, Metazoa, Chordata, Appendicularia, Copelata, Oikopleuridae. The record is from the annotation of a GenBank genome assembly.
AUGAAGGUUCUUCCAAUUGUCCUCGCUGCAGCUGCUUCUGGCCAACAGGUUUCUGAUGAAGCAACCGCUGCUUGGGCCUCGGUCCAACAAACCGGCAUCAAUCUCUACAACGGUGUUUUGGCCGCCUAUGAGAACAAGAAUAUCCCCCCAGUCCGAAAGGCUUUCAGACAAGAAUUGAGGAAAAAGCCAAAACGCAAGUUAUCGAAACGUUUUUUAUGA